ACAACUGUCAGAAGUCAAAUGACAGUUGCCAGUGCAAUUGCAUUAUUUGCUAUAUUAGUUGACAUUUUUAUUACCCCUGUCGAAUAUAAGCGUUUUUCUAGACUAAUCUUGAAGUCAAUUGUUAUUCCUGUUGUUAAGGCCAAAAACAAGAGUAAAAAUGAAUUGCCCAUUUAAUGAAGAGCAGUUAACUCAACUAAAGGCCUUCGUAGAGCUUUGCAAGAAUCAACCUAUGAUACUGCAUCAUCCUAAAUUAUCUUUCUUCAAAGAUUAUUUGGUUUCACUCGGCGUUACACUCCCCACCGCUACUUAUAAUACCAAAAAUUUUACCGCUUCCGGCGAUAGUAAUGCUGGUGCUAAAGUUGAAGAGGAAGUUCCCGCAGAAGAAGAGGAGGAGGAUAUUGAAUCUGAUGUAGAACUUGAUAUGGAAGGAGUAAUAACCGACACAACUCCGGCUGAUCAGGAAAUGGGUGAUGAUACAAAGGAAGUGUCUGAUGAGGAUCGGGAUCUGUCUGAUGAAAAGAGGUCAGAAGCCAUGCGUGCUUUCUCAGAACAGAAAUAUGAUGAAGCUAUUCAGAUAUACACUGAGGCGAUUAAACUUAACCCUCAAAGUGCACUUCUCUUCGCCAAAAGGGGUCAGGUCUUCCUCAAGCAGAACAGGUUGCAUGCCUGUAUCAAGGAUUGCUCACGAGCCCUAGAACUGAACUGUGAUAGCGUAGCUGGAUACAAAUUCCGUGGCCGCGCUUACAGGCUGCUUGGAAAGUUCGAGGAGGCCGCUCAUGACCUGUGCGAGUCACUCAAAAUUGAUUACGACGACCAAACAAACGAAUGGCUGAAUGAGGUUAAGCCAAACGCUGAUAAAAUACGUCAGCAUAAUAUUAAUGUGCAACGUCAUAAGGAAGAAAAGGAGCGUCGCGAGAAAUUAAACCGAGCUCGCAAAGCGCAAAAAGCAAACGCUGAAGCUGCUGAGGAACAAGCGUUUACACAAGGACUUCCUAAGUUCAUGGGUAAAAUAGAUCUUGAACAGCUUCUAAAGGAUCCGGAAUUGUUGGCUGCCUCUCAGGAUCUUGAGAUAUUAAUGGCUCUGCAAGACAUUUCAUCGAAUCCAAUCAACUUUUUGAAGUAUCAGAACAAUCCUAAAAUUGCUGCUGCGUUGGAACUGUUUGCAAGGAAAUACAAGUGUGAAUCUGGUGCUGCUCCGGAACCACAGGCAGAUACAAAACCGAAGCCAGCAACCAAGACGCCCGAUGACGAUGUAGGCCUGGAUUAAAAUCUAUUCACAUACCAUACUAUUAAUAACUAUUUAGAAUAUCUUCAUACACAUUAAAAUUUGAGAUAUUGUGUCGCAAAAAUUAUAAAAUGCAGAUUAGUUUCAUUAUUAAAAAUUCAAAUUGCUGUUCAUAAAAAGCUUCCAAAUCAUGUCGUAGUCUGCAAUACUUCCGCCCACCUCUGCCUUAAAAUUAAAGUCAUUUUCAUGAUGAUCGAUAGCAUUUUGGUAGCAAUUUAUCAUAAUUAUUAAAUCCAAAGUCUGGAGUUCCCUUUAAAGUGAUCUGGAACUGGCAUUUAUUUUAUUAAUAUUAGUAUUUUGUCAGACUGUUCCGGGAUAGGAUACAAAAUACGUAAUCAAACAAUGUUCUAAUAGCUAUUGUUUUUAUAUUACUCGUAACACAAGCUUGGUGUGCUGUUAAAUGCUAGUAAUAAAAUAUAAAUAAUU
This is a messenger RNA of Danaus plexippus (monarch butterfly), 1711 nucleotides long. Its product is annotated as putative protein FAM10A4. Lineage: Eukaryota; Metazoa; Arthropoda; Insecta; Lepidoptera; Nymphalidae. The transcript has 9 exons. The record is from RefSeq and is a predicted model, not a curated record. Gene Ontology annotation, molecular function: Hsp70 protein binding; protein dimerization activity. The coding region runs from base 158 to 1267 and encodes 369 amino acids.